This is a messenger RNA of Dryobates pubescens (Downy woodpecker), 841 nucleotides long. It is a transcript of the gene ATG101, whose product is annotated as autophagy related 101. NCBI's taxonomy places the organism in Eukaryota, Metazoa, Chordata, Aves, Piciformes, Picidae. The coding region runs from base 44 to 754 and encodes 236 amino acids. The record is from RefSeq and is a predicted model, not a curated record. Gene Ontology annotation, biological process: autophagy; autophagosome assembly. Gene Ontology annotation, cellular component: phagophore assembly site. The transcript has 3 exons.
CUGCGCACAUGGGCUGCCCCAGCUGCCUCCCCUCCGCUGUCAUAUGGUCGGGCCCGGGCGGACCUGCCCUUGCGCUCCCCCCGGGGCAGCCCCCGCCAUGAACUGCCGCGCCGAGGUGCUGGAGGUGUCGGUGGAGGGCCGGCAGGUGGAGGAGGCCAUGCUGGCCGUGCUCCACACCGUCCUGCUGCACCGCAGCACCGGCAAGUUCCACUACAAGAAGGAGGGCACCUACUCCAUUGGCACCGUGGGCACCCAGGACGUGGACUGCGACUUCAUCGACUUCGCCUACGUCCGAGUCUCCUCCGAGGAGCUGGACCGAGCCCUCCGCAAGGCUGUUGGCGAGUUCAAGGACGCCCUGCGCAGCUCGGGCAGCGACGGCAUGGGGCAGAUCUCCCUGGAGUUCUACCAGAAGAAGAAGUCUCGCUGGCCCUUCUCGGAUGAGUGCAUCCCCUGGGAGCUGUGGACCGUCAAGGUGAACGUGGUGAACCUGGCCAACGAGCAGGAGCGGCAGAUCUGCCGCGAGAAGGUGGGGGAGAAGCUCUGCGAGAAGAUCAUCAACAUCGUGGAGGUGAUGAACCGCCACGAGUACCUGCCCAAGAUGCCCACCCAGUCCGAGGUGGACAACGUCUUCGACACCAGCCUGAAGGACGUGCAGCCCUACCUCUACAAGAUCUCCUACCAGAUCACAGACUCCCUGGGCACCUCGGUCACCACCACCAUGCGCAGGCUCAUCAAGGACACCCUGGCCCUGUAGCGCCGCCCGGGCAGCAUCUCCUCAGGUGGUGGCACCUCCCUGGCGUAGCCCUGGGCUCUCUGAGGCAGUGACUCUGCUUGGGUCCUU